Megalobrama amblycephala (Wuchang bream) is the source of this 1154-nucleotide messenger RNA. RefSeq lists its product as uncharacterized. The transcript is spliced from 4 exons. The record is from RefSeq and is a predicted model, not a curated record. Bases 82 to 1086 code for a protein of 334 amino acids. NCBI's taxonomy places the organism in Eukaryota, Metazoa, Chordata, Actinopteri, Cypriniformes, Xenocyprididae.
CAUCAGUGUAUCUGUCAUUUUAUUACUGAAGCAGUUUUGAAGAGUUUCUCUUUUCAUAUUUGUGGACUGAAACUGUUGAAGAUGUUUUGGAUUGUUUUGUUCUGUUUGUGUUUCUGGCGUCUGAAUGGUGCGUUUGGUGAUGAAGAGGAGUCAGUGUCAGUGAAGGAGGGAGAUUCAGUCACUCUAAACUCUGAUCUUACUGAAAUAAAGGAUGUUGAUGUGAUUCAGUGGAGGUUUGGAAACACUUUAAUAGCUGAAAUCAAUAAACGGAUCGACAGAUUCACUGUAUAUGAUGAUGUUCUUGAUGGGAGAUUCAGAGACAGACUGAAGCUGGGCAAUCAAACUGGAUCUCUGACCAUCACAAACAUCACAAUGAAACAUACUGGAGAUUAUAAACUACUGAUCAACAGUGUGAAAAAGAAAAAAGUUAAUGUCAUUAUCUAUGAAUUGAUGUCAGCGAUGGAGGGAUAUUAUACCACUCUAAAAUUUGAUAUUACUGAAAUAAAAGAUGGUGAUGUGAUUCAGUGGAGGUUUGGAAACACUUUAAUAGCUGAAAUCAAUAAACGUGUUGACAGAAUCACUGUAUAUGAUGAUGUUCUUGAUGGGAGAUUCAGAGACAGACUGAAGCUGGACAAACAAACUGGAUCUCUGACCAUCACAGACAUCACAGAUGAACAGACUGGAUCUUAUAUACUAGAGAUCAACAGUGUGAGAAAGAAAAAGUUCAGUGUCCGUAUAUCUGGAUCAGUGAAGUCAUUGACCGUGAAGGAGGGAGAUUCAGUCACUUUAAACUCUGAUCUUACUGAAAUGAAGGAUGAUGAUGUAAUUCAGUGGAGAUUACGGGAUGAUAAUGAUAAGUGGUGGUCUAAAAUUUUAAUAGCUGAAAUCAAUAAACAUGUCGACAGAUUCACUGUAUAUGAUGAUGUUCUUGAUGGGAGAUUCAGAGACAGACUGAAGCUGGAUAAACAAACUGGAUCUCUGACCAUCACAAACAUCACAACUGAACAUGUUGGACUUUAUGAACGAAAUAUCAACAUUAUGAACACUGAGUUCUUUCUCGCUGUCUUUGGUAAGUUAAAUAUUUGAGUCAACAUUUUAUGUUUUAAUCACCAGAUACAAUUAUUAAUUUUUGCCUGUUUUUGUUUUAUGUUUUG